Messenger RNA from Pseudomyrmex gracilis, 2113 nucleotides. RefSeq names its product transmembrane 7 superfamily member 3-like. Lineage: Eukaryota; Metazoa; Arthropoda; Insecta; Hymenoptera; Formicidae. The coding region runs from base 146 to 1759 and encodes 537 amino acids. The transcript has 8 exons. The record is from RefSeq and is a predicted model, not a curated record.
GCGCCGUGGUCGUGCACGAGCGCGUAUACGGCCGAGUGUCAAAUGACAGCUGUUGCGCAGCAGUGCCGAUUUUUCGUCGCGAUGAAAACGCCGGUUUGCACCUAGAUAACAAUUUUGAUGGUUAUUAAUUACUGUCUGUAACAACAUGAGACGAAUCGUGCUUGCCCUCUUGUUGGCUCUGUUCCUCGAUGACGCGACGUCGCUAGAAAAUACGACCAUCGAACUUGAUAAACAAGGAAUAGUACUAUCUUUACGGAAUUAUCAUGAGAACGAAGCGCUAAAACAAACAAUACAAUUAGCCCCGCUGAGUGAUUUAACUAUCACCGUAACAGAUAUUCCAACAGAUAUUUGGUUUAUUGUGUUACAAAUUCAUACAUUUCAAUACAAUGCCACGUUAGCUUACGACAAAGCGCAGCUCGAUAAAGUGUCGAACGGAAGUUUGUUUGGAUCGAAUAUUGGUCUGUACUUAAAAACGCAUAAUGUAUUAAAUCCCAUACAGGUAUUCUUAAAGCACGACAAUGUACAUCACCUCGAUGCGUUGCUCGUAAUUGUCACAUAUGGUCGACACGCGCCGAUACCGGGUGGAUGUAAUAUGGAAUUCGAUAUUGAGGUAGCGCCGUAUCAAAAGCUGAAUAUAGGAAACGGAAUUAUCAUAGUCGAUACGCAGCCGUCCUCGGCGCCCGCCACCAACAACUCGCCGUAUCUUUGCGAGAAAAGUCUGGUGCAGCACAAGAUGUACCGUCUUUAUUUGCCUAGACAGGAUUUCACACCGGAAACAUAUUUCGAUGCGAUCGCGAGCAUGUUGUUGGCGCGAGACAUUGUGCAAAACGCCGAUGAGGUACCUUCAAUGAGUCCUAUGAGACAUAUAUACAGCGCAUAUCCUGGUACAGGAUCUGUUUAUGCUGCAGUUGCCACUUACGGAAAUUACUCCUCGGCUUAUGUCCCGAGCUUUACGUACGCUUGCAGUCCCGAACUCUAUCCGGAAAGUUGUCAGAUGUUAAACGACUCGUUUGCGAAAGUGAUUUGCGCAGUAGUCUUCAUUGUAGGUUGUCUCUCAGUUCUUAGAGGACAUAAAUAUUCUUAUAUAGAUCGUUCAUUAUCAAACGGUACAAUAGGUGGUAUUAUCGGUUACAGUCUAGCAGUUGGUAUCGGCAAUCUUAGCACUGAGAUUAACAUUGCGAUAGGUUUGAUGUCGGCUUUUCUUGCUGCAGCGAUAUCAGGGAUGUUAUACGCUUGUAUAAAAUUGCACAAUCACAUUCCGUUAGGAAUUUUGUGCGCGUGCAUCACAUAUCUCUACGCUCCAGUAAGUAUGUUUUACGUUCUGGAAAGCGAUUGGAUGUUCUGGCCUAUGUUUAUAAUCUUCGUACUUACAAUCGCGGUGUUUCUUAACAUCAUGUCCCACGUUGCGGAAAUAUUUACACGCGCCGUUUUCGGAUCUUUUUUUGUGAUCGUCGCGAUCGAUUAUUAUACCGGAAGUAGUUUGAAAUACAUUAUUAUCACCUUGAUCAGAAGAUGCACCAUACCCGAAUUUUAUUUGGCUUACGUAUAUCCGCCCCAUCAAGGAGCAGAAAAAGCUCUGAUAAGCAUCUGGUUUGUGUUGAUGAUGAUACGGAUAUAUAUUCUUAUGCGAGGAUGCGGCAAUGGAAGUGUUGAUACGGAAAGAGAGACUUUGUUGCCCAACGUUAUGACACCAAAUGGAUCGCGUAUAAGAACCAUUCGACUAAGUCGACAACGUCAUCGAUAUUACUUGAUAAUGUAAAGUUAUUAAAGACACAAUUAUUUGUAUUGAUGCGUGUAAAUCGUUUAAUGAUUGUUUACCUCCAUUUUGUUCCAUGACAAGAUCAAGUUUUUGGUUUUUAUGUUUGUCUUAAUACACAAUGUUUUUUGUUAUUUCCUUUAUAAUCUAUAUAAUUAAUUUUUUAUACAUGAUACUUCUUUUAUAAUCUAGUUAUUUAAAUAUGUAAAAGUAAAGUAUAUGUAAUAAACGCGUCAUUGCAAAUACCGUCUCUCAGUAAUAUAGAAACUAGUGUAUCACUUUUGGCAUAGUUGAUAUACUAUUUAUAAUUUAUAUAAGUAUAUACUGUACAUGUAAUAAAGGAAAAUUUUUAUAUGA